Cannabis sativa is the source of this 1853-nucleotide messenger RNA. Its product is annotated as senescence/dehydration-associated protein At4g35985, chloroplastic. Gene Ontology annotation, cellular component: plasma membrane. The transcript is spliced from 6 exons. Lineage: Eukaryota; Viridiplantae; Streptophyta; Magnoliopsida; Rosales; Cannabaceae. The coding region runs from base 109 to 1440 and encodes 443 amino acids. The record is from RefSeq and is a predicted model, not a curated record.
CCAUUUGCUUUCACACACAUAUAAUGCUCUUUCUUUCUCUAUGUCCACCCUAUUCCUACCUCCAAAUUUCUAAUGCCAUACAAAUCAUAGACACUCUGUCAUCCUCUCAUGAUCAAAUUUCUCUUUCUUUCCUCCACCGAAAGUCCCACAUUUCCCUUUCCUAUCCUUUAUUAUAAUUUUUUUUCAAAUAGGAAUACGAAUAAAGUUAGACUCUUUUCAAACACAAGAAUCCACUUUUCUUCUACCUCAAAUCUCAUCUCUCUCCUUCACAAAAAACGAAAAAAGAAAAGCACAGCAGCAUCAAUAAUGGGGUGUUUCAAUUUUUGCAACUCAAAAAACCCUUCACCCGCCAUGAAAGAAGCUCCUCUUGAAAACAGUUAUUACAACCCAGAAAUAGCCAAAAACAUAAGACACGAAAUCCUGCUUCAAAUCCCAGUAUGCAGAGUUCACUUGGUGGAAGCAGGGGAAGCUCUGGAGCUCGCCAAUGGCGACUUCAAACUCACUCGAAUCUUAGACGAAAACGUCUCUCUUGCCACCAUAGUAAGUGUAGGAAACGAUCUUACAUGGCCUUUGACUAAAGAUGAGCCCGUAGUCAAGCUAGAUUCUCUCAACUAUCUCUUCUCCUUGCCCAUGACAGAUGGUGAUCCUCCUCUCAGUUACGGCGUCUCGUUUCCGGAUGAUUGCGCCUUCUUUUUAACCUCUCUAGACUCUUUCUUGAAGGAGAAUACCUGCUUUUCAGGCUUAACAACCACUCCUAAAACGACUCAAAGUAAAGGUCUUGACUGGAAGGAGUUUGCUCCCAGAGUUGAAAACUACAAUAAUUUUUUGGCUAAGGCAAUUGCAGGAGGGACUGGUCAUAUUGUCAAAGGGAUGUUCAAGUUGAGCAAUGCUUAUGCCAAUCAGGUACAAAAGGGAGGGGAAAUGACUCUAGCUAAUGGGGUUGAGGUGAAAAGUUGUGUCACAAAGAAAGAAAGUGGUGGUUCUGUUAAGAAAAGUAGUGGAGUCAACAAAGGCUUGAAACGUGCAAGAAAGAUGUCAAAGAUGACAGAGAGAUUAAGCAAAACAAUGCUGAAUGGAGUUGGUAUAGCCACGGGAGCAGUGAUGGCACCCAUGUUAAAAUCUCAAGCAGGGAAGAAAUUCCUUACAAUGGUUCCGGGAGAGGUCAUCCUGGCUACACUUGAUGCAGUUAAUAAGGUGUUAGAUGCAGCUGAAGUAGCAGAAAAGCAAGCUCUUUCGGCCACUUCUGUUGCUGCAACAAGAAUGGUCAGCAACAGGUAUGGAGAUGAGGCAGGGGAAGCCACUGCUGAUGCUCUUGCAACUGUUGGUCAUUGCGCUGGUACUGCCUGGAAUAUCUUCAAAAUAAGAAAAGCUCUUAAUCCAGCUUCAUCUGUCUCCACUGGAAUGUUGAAGAAUGCUGCUAAAAGUAGCACCAAAAUUUAAUGUCAUGUCUACUAUGUCAAAUUCCCUCACUGCUUUACUAGCACUUGAAAAAUUGAAUGGUGGAAAUUUUUUUUAGAAAUCUAAUAUGAAUUUGAUACUAGUUUGUGAGAACUACAAAUUUGUCCUAACUGAGGAGUGCCCUGAAAAGCUUGCUGCCAACGCCCUGAACAAUGUUUGGGACAAAUAAGAUACAUGAAUUCAAUCCAAAAAUGUCAAGACCAAGUGCUUCAUGCUUGUGAGCAUGGAUGAUGUUAUGCGCAAAAUGUAUCUAAAAUAAUGAAUUCUCUGCAGGACAUGUUUGGGCAGCAAUAUAAUCAAACUAGACAUGAUGUUACUCGUACACUUUUACAAACUGCACUUUUGGUGUCAGUUUUAAACUAACACUUAUACAUAUAGUAUCAGUUCAUAGAACC